Cryptosporidium muris RN66 is the source of this 1674-nucleotide messenger RNA. RefSeq lists its product as uncharacterized. The transcript has a single exon. The record is from RefSeq and is a predicted model, not a curated record. The coding region runs from base 1 to 1674 and encodes 557 amino acids. NCBI's taxonomy places the organism in Eukaryota, Apicomplexa, Conoidasida, Eucoccidiorida, Cryptosporidiidae.
AUGAAUAUUAAUGAUGUGUGUGAAGAAGUGAACAAUUCUAAACCACAAAAAAUCAACAGUUCCUUAUCAUCAUGUCGUCGUUGGAUGAUUUCUGGGAGAUUUCAAGAUAUUCUCCCAAAAGAAUCUUUAACCAUGAGUAUUAUGGAUUGGGAAGACUUGUAUAGACGUGAAAAGAUGGCUCAAGUACAUCACAGUGUAUAUACUUCAUCAGGAUGCUUUCUACAAUUGGACCAAAGACAAUUGGUAAUGAGCUGGAUAAGUGAUGUGGCUCAUCGUUUAGCUUGGGAAAAAAGUACUUUUCAUUUGGCUACAGGCCUUAUAGAUCAGUAUAUGUUUUGCUUAGAAAAAGAUCCAUCUGCUAGAAAGAAAUUAGAUCGUAGUUCUUUAGCUGCGACAUUUGCAGCAGCUGUAGUAACAGCUGCAUCUUUAGGAGAAUGCCUUGGAGAAUGCCAUGAUAGACGUCAUUGUCCAGGUUUACCCCCAUUACAUAGAUUUGUUCAAAGCAGUGGAAUUAUUCGAUCUAAUCGAGAUAUUGUAGAAAUGCAGAUCCAAUUACUCGUACAAACUUCUAAAUAUGGAGGCCCUUCCCUCCUUAAUAAGACCCCAGCUCAUAUGACCUUACAUUAUUUGUCUCGUUUGAAGCAUCUUGUGGAUGCAUUGUAUGCUUCUUUCACAUAUAUAAGUUCAAGUGGAUGGAGUAGUACAUACAUUCAGAUGAUAUCUGAAUUUACUGAAACUCAUCCUUGUUGCCGAAAUGGUACAUGCUGGAUAAACAAAAUAGGUCUUAAUACAACUGUUGGACAGGCUGUUUUAGGAGUCAGAGACAGAAUUGAUUAUGGGGCAUUAUUUGAAAAGAUAAUGUUUGCAAGUGAAUUAGCUCUGUACUCUGGAAUCAAUCUACUUGUUCCAGGUAGUAGAAUUGCUGCGAGUGUCCUUAUUCAUAUUCUAUUCAGCCUAGAUCCUGUAUUGCAGGUUCCGAACCAUCAACAAUUAUUGUAUACUAAUCUAUGCCUUUUGGAUUAUGACUCAGAUAUAAGACCUUAUAUGCCUUAUCUAGAUCCGCUAAUUCGGCGAGUAAUUUCUCUAUCAAUUGAGAAUAUUCAUGCCUUGGAGAGUCAUAACAGUAAAUCUCCAAUAGGAAUUUCAUAUGAUAAGGCAUUUUCGGGAAUGCUUUUGAUACACAGACAUCAUACUAUUCCUGAAAAACUUCUGAGUGGUAUUCGUGUUUCCACAUUAAUAGCAAUGCACUCAAGAAUGAACCAACCAAGUGUAGUGAAUCCAUUCAUAUUGUCCUCUCCUAGUUCACUCCCUGUAUCGCCAUAUUCAUCCUUCAGUUCAAAUACAAAUUCGCCAGCACAUUCAUUCCAUUGCUCACCUAUAUUCUAUCCAUUUAACUCACGUUAUAUGGAUGAAAAUAGUUUAGUACAUAAUAUUAAUAAGGCUGUAUUGGUAAACACACAGAUGAACUCUGUAGGAACACUCCAAGUAUCAAACUCUCAGAAUCAUGAUGUGUUAAUGAAGGAUGAAGCUAAUAAACAAGUAGUAAUGACCUUUGAUCAUGGGGACAAUAACUUGACAUUCUUACAUAGGCAAAGUGGGUUGUUUUAUCAUAGUGACAAUCUCUAUACAACAUGCUCUACAGCUACUAAUUCUCCUAUAUUAGGGAAUUCUUAA